CUUUAGUUUUAAAAAUUUUUUUCAGAACCAUCCUACCCAUCGAUGGGAACUUCCUCCCAUUGCUGAGUGUUUGUCACUUUUGUUUAAAAAUAUUUUAACGGAUUUCCAGUGACCACCUUCCCAUCGAUGGGAGACUCCAAACAUCGCUGGGAAGGCAGCCUUGAAUCUUUCUUCUCUUUCGAGUAGGCACCUUCUCAUCGAUGGGUAAAUCUAUACAUUGCUCGGAAGGUAGCCAUCUUUUCUUCCUCGCUUUCCAGUAGUGACCUUCCCAUCGAUGGGUAGAUUCUACCAUCGCUGGGAAGGCGGUUGCAUUUCAAAAAUUCAAAGCCGUUGGGCACCACAUUAAUUGCCCAACAGCUAUAUUUUUGAAUCCAAACGGCCUAAUCUCCCAUUCCCUAUGUAUAUCCCUCAUAUUUGCUCAUUCUAAUACACCAUUAACAUCAUAAUUUCAUUCCUUGAUCCAAAUCUCAAUAUUUCAUCUCCUUUUUUCUUCAAAAACGCCACAACUAUGGCCGGAGGAAGAUCAAAGUCAAAGGCAUCCAAGAAGAAAGACCCUACCGAGGCCACAACCUCUGCGCCUCAACCCUUUCCGUACCUGGAUGGAUCCUUCCUCGAAUUUGGCUCGGAGGAAGAACUUACUCGCUUCCUCAAUCACUUUGCCAAACGCCCGAUCUCUCCGCCUCGCGUGCUACCGGAGCUGUACCCCCAAGACAAAGGGUACCACGACCUCGACAAUCAACUCAAAGAGUCAGGUUUGUGGCCCUUCGUCUCCACAAGCCGCACCUCCUACAAUCCUGCCUAUGUCCAGGCCUUCUACUCAAAUCUGCGCCUUGACGGGGACACCAUCUACAGCAGCAUCAAUCUCUACGACAUAGAGAUUGACUUGCCGACAUUUGCACGGAUCGCAGGGCUGCCCAUCCGCGGUGACGACAUCGCGACAUACGGUGGCGACGAUUGGAUCCUCAACAACGAGGCGGUCGUCAUUCGCGAGCUUGGGAUCACCAACUUGAUCCACCACAGCGGCGCGCCGACAAUCCACUCGGCCCCACCGGACAAACGCCUCCUUCUCUACCUCAUCACCCGAAUUCUUCGCCCCCGGGACAGCAGCCACACCUCGCUCUUCAAUGAGGACUUGAAGGCGAUUCAUGCAAUCAUCCACGGUGCCUCCAUCAAUUGGGCAAAAUUUGUCAUGAUACACAUGGCGGAUUGCGCCUCACUCGCCACCGAGCGGAGCUUGCCGUACGCCUUCCUCAUCAUGGACAUCAUCGUCUCCGCCAAUAUCCACAUCGCCGGGCCAGACACGAAGAUGACGAAGCUUUGGAUGAUCGCCGACAGCACCUUCUGGAAGAAGUCCGGAAACAGAGACGGCGCAGGCCCAAGUCGUGCACCAGCCCCCGCUCCCGCCAAGGCCUCUUUGCAAUCCAUAGCCGAUACCCUGAAUCGGCUAACCCUCACAGUGGAUGGCAUGGGGCAGUCAAUCGAGCGGAUGGACUAGACGUUGCAACGCCAACACCACGACAUGAUGGCAUACUUCCGUGGCGUCAACUACGUUCCGCCACCUUUCGACAUCACCAUUCUUGGCCAAAACUUUGAAGUCGAGGAUGAGGACGACGACUCCUACGCUU
Molecule: messenger RNA, 1625 nt
Organism: Cuscuta campestris
Lineage: Eukaryota; Viridiplantae; Streptophyta; Magnoliopsida; Solanales; Convolvulaceae
Source: the annotation of a GenBank genome assembly